Salvia hispanica is the source of this 1373-nucleotide messenger RNA. RefSeq names its product gamma-glutamyl hydrolase 2-like. The record is from RefSeq and is a predicted model, not a curated record. Gene Ontology annotation, biological process: tetrahydrofolylpolyglutamate metabolic process. Gene Ontology annotation, cellular component: vacuole. Lineage: Eukaryota; Viridiplantae; Streptophyta; Magnoliopsida; Lamiales; Lamiaceae. Gene Ontology annotation, molecular function: gamma-glutamyl-peptidase activity.
GUCAAGUCGCACACACAAAGAGUGUACGAAACGCGCCACUGACUGAACGAGAUGCGAACGCGUGUAGUUCGGCGGUGAGAUUAGUGUGCAACGCCGUGCGCUUACAAAAUCACCACCAAACACUGUCGAUAUCAUUAUCAACAUGGCUCCCCCGCCGUCUACCUCCUCUCCAGAAUCUACCACCGAUACUCCUCCCUCUGCUAUGCUGAACUACCGCCGGAUUCCCCACCUCGUACCUAUCUGCAACGACCUCAGCGCCUCCGCCCUAGCUCAAUCCACUCCCGCGCGGCAAAUGGAUGAUGAUGCUUCCGCUACUGUUCCUGUCUCCCGCACUCUCUAUUCACGGCCGGUCAUAGGAAUCCUCACUCAUCCCGGCGAUGGCGCCUCCGGUCGCCUCAACAACUCUCCUAAUGUUUCAUACAUUGCGGCCUCGUAUUCCAAAUUCGUUGAAUCUGCGGGUGCUAGAGUUAUUCCUCUCAUCUAUAAUGAACCUUGGGAGGUUCUUCAACGAAAACUGAGUUUGGUUAAUGGAGUGAUCUUCACAGGAGGCCGGGCCAAACGAGGUGUUUACAUUGAGGCUGUUGAAUCAAUAUUUAAGGAAGUCUUGAGAAAGAAUGAUGCUGGAGACCAUUUCCCCCUGCUUGCAAUCUGCUUAGGGUUUGAACUGGUGAUCAGGAUUGUGAGUGAGGAUAACAUGAUCCUCGAAAGAUUUAAUGCAGUAGAUCAAUCUUCGACAUUGCAAUUCGUGGAGAACAUAAACAUAAAUGGAACUGUAUUUCAUAGGUUCUCUCCGGCUUUGUUAAAGAAGCUCAGUACAGAAUGUCUAGUGAUGCAACAUCAUAAGUUUGGGAUAUCACCCGAAAAAUUCCAAAAGAACAAGAAAUUGUCUAGCUUCUUCAAGAUCUUAGCAACUAGUGCAGAUGAAGAUGGGAAGGUCUAUGUGUCAACAGUGCAGGCACGGAGAUAUCCAGUGACUGGUGUGCAAUUUCACCCAGAGAAAAAUGCUUUCGAAUGGGGCUUAUCAGGGAUCCCACACUCAGAAGAUGCAAUUCAAGUCUCUCAACAAAUUGCUAACUUUCUUGUAAGGGAGGCCAGAAUGUCCUUAAACAGGCCUUCCUCCCAGGAAGUUCUUGACAAUCUCAUAUACAAUUACACUCCCACUUAUUGUGGAAAAUCUGGGCGAGGGUUUGAUGAGGUAUAUAUUUUCAGCUAGUAGCGGAUGGAUUGGAUCAUCAAGUUUGUGGAUAUUAUACGUGACGUGUACAUAUCGCCCUGUUAAAUUAAGUCCAAAUAUUAAAUACACAAUAAAACAAUUAUAUCCACUCGAUCAUGUAAUAUUGGACUUUCAUGCUAUUUACGUUGUUAUUUAUGUA